AUGGCAUCUUCUAUUGAAGUCGGAGGCUCGUGGUCAACGAAUGAAGAUAUUGCGUUGUGUCAAUCUUGGGUGAACAUUAGUCAUGACCCUAUCACGGGUAAUGAAAUGAAGUUUCAUCACAUGUGGAGCAAAAUUCAUGGAGAAUUUUGUCAAAGAUCGGGUUCUAUUCGGACCGAAAUGGCGUUGUCUAGUAGAUGGAAACUUCUUAAUAAAGAGUUAGGGAAAUGGAGGAAUGCCUUGACAAAAGCAAAGGCGAACAUUCAAAGCGGUCAAAAUUUGACCGAUGAGAUGGUACAAGCACAAAUGUGGUUCGGUGCCAUGGGGCAAGGCAAAAAAAGUUUCGUGCAUUUCCAAUGUUGGGAAAUUGUGAAGGAUUGUUCGAGGUUCAAAAUUAUUCCCACCGGUCCGCCGGUUGUGAUGAAUGAGACGCCACUCCACGAUUCAACAUCAACCGAUUCUCCAUUGGACUCCCCAAUGGAAACGGAGUCACCAUUUGUGCCACGUCCGCCAAGACCUAUUGGGAGAAAGGCGGCAAAGGCCAAGAGAGGGGCCACUUCGAGCAAUGAUUGUGUAACCUUAUUGGAGCAAAUAGCUAAGAGCGCCACACUAAGAAUCGAGAGAGACUUGAAAAGAGAUGAAAUGGACAAGGCACGAGAGGAAGCAUUUGCUCUCCAACAACAAAUGGCACAAGAAAAGACAUAG
Molecule: messenger RNA, 702 nt
Organism: Prunus armeniaca (apricot)
Lineage: Eukaryota; Viridiplantae; Streptophyta; Magnoliopsida; Rosales; Rosaceae
Source: the annotation of a GenBank genome assembly